CGUGCUGCAAAGUCCUGUCAUAGGAGCGCAGUGGGCGACAAUGUCACAUAUUUGUGUUACACCGAAUUGUGGAAAAUCAGCCACUUUGCGCUGUCCCACUUGCAUCCAACUAGGGAUUACUGGCUCCUAUUUCUGUACUAAAGAAUGCUUCAAGAAGUAUUGGAAAACUCAUAAAAACCUGCACCUUCUUGCAGGUUUGUUUCCUUUUCAUGUUUUAUGCGUAUUCAUAGAGGGGAAGUGUAUGUUUCCUACCUCAGAAUUGGACAGCAUCUUCGAUGGCUACCAUUUUACCGGUCCACUUAGACCAGCUAAGAAAACUCCAUUUAGGACCGUUCCUGAGCAUAUUCCACGUCCUGAUUAUGCAGACACUGGAAUUCCGGUAUCGGAACGUGAGGCCAAGAGUUCCCACUCAAUUAUUGCACUCAACGAGGAGGAAAUUGAGGGAAUGCGCCUGACCGGAAGAUUGGCUCGUGAAGUUCUUGAUGAGUCAAUUGCAGCGGUUGAGGUCGGUGUUACAACCGAUGAGAUCGAUCAAAUUGUUCACGAGGCUUGCAUAGAUCGGGAGUGCUACCCGUCGCCUCUCAACUAUUUUAACUUUCCCAAGUCCUGUUGCACGUCGGUAAACGAGGUCAUUUGUCAUGGUAUUCCUGAUCAGCGGCCGCUUGCAGAUGGUGACAUUCUUAACAGUGAGUCCUUCAAUUCCUUCUACUUCAUCGCACUUUAA
This is a messenger RNA of Hydatigera taeniaeformis, 724 nucleotides long. The record is from the annotation of a GenBank genome assembly. NCBI's taxonomy places the organism in Eukaryota, Metazoa, Platyhelminthes, Cestoda, Cyclophyllidea, Taeniidae.